Molecule: messenger RNA, 1133 nt
Organism: Linderina pennispora
Lineage: Eukaryota; Fungi; Kickxellomycota; Kickxellomycetes; Kickxellales; Kickxellaceae
Exons: 2
Coding region: 56-1009 (317 amino acids)
Source: RefSeq, a predicted model, not a curated record
UCUCUACACAAUAUUUUACUACUCUUUAUCAGCACACAUUUUUCACGCAAUUCUAAUGGACCAAACAUACCCAGAACACAUACACAGGGUCAUGGAAAGCAGCCAAAUUGCUGAUUAUUCUUCCAGGGCAGCUGGGAUAUUUGGUUUUGGUGUUGGUGUGCGGAAUGACGAGCAGCCCCAAACACAACAGCCAACUGAGCCCGUUGGUCGACAGGGCAAUUCAGGUAACGCAUACUAUCAGAUAGGCUCCCAUUACCCACACCAAAUCUCACGCCAUGAAAGCAGUGGCAAGGGAAACCACAGAAACGACCAUUCUGAAGUAGAUGAGUUUGGCAUGCUUCAUCUGGUGCAUGAAUAUCUAGCAACCCAGCGUGGAACUCGAGGCACACACAGAGAAAAGAUGAUUCUAACAAAGCACAUUACGCGGCUGAGCAACGACCCACGUAUGCUUGAGAUCGCAGGCUUGGCAUUCUUUGCUACCCUGGAUAAUGCGGUGUUUCCAGGAAACACAAAUUUGAUACAGAAUUCGACAUCACCUCGCCCAGAGACCAGCGUACUGGACACACGUACUUUUGGAGAUCACUGGCUGCCGAAUAGUGGAAGGAAUCGUCCGUACGAGACAUAUCACUGGUACAUCAAUAGCCUAGACUGUCUUAUUCCGGAUGCAAUGAGUGAGACGUUCCAGCUGCACGGAGUCAAGUGCAAGCUUCGUUUGCUUAAGAAAUUCAGUCUCUCAAACGGCGAAACGUGGACUGGACUAUGGCUUCACAAUGUCGGCCGCGGCAGGGAUGUGAUAAAUGGACCGUUUGUGCUUGCUAUCUCGAAUGUUGCCUACCCCACCGAGUAUCAUGCCCAGGUUGUCUUGCCGAAGGGUGGAGUACGUCCAUCGCAGGGAGUCGGAAUGAAACUCUUCGUUGAGUACAAGGAACUAUUACAUUCGACACACAAGAACAGCCGCCCAAUAUGCGACUCCGAUGGGCGUGUUCGCGUCAGUGUGAUAUCCAUCUGACCAGACAUUUCGGGGACUUCACACAUAUGCUCAGUAGUUGGCUGCUCUACUGUACAUUCAAUGCGUGGCCACGAGCUGUUUCUCUUGUUAUUGCAUUCAUCAUUAGGCAACCAUCCUGUACAUG